Molecule: messenger RNA, 969 nt
Organism: Chaetomium strumarium
Lineage: Eukaryota; Fungi; Ascomycota; Sordariomycetes; Sordariales; Chaetomiaceae
Product: NADP-dependent oxidoreductase domain-containing protein
Exons: 3
Coding region: 1-969 (322 amino acids)
Biological process (GO): D-xylose catabolic process
Cellular component (GO): cytosol
Molecular function (GO): D-xylose reductase (NADPH) activity
Source: RefSeq, a predicted model, not a curated record
AUGGCUCCCGUCAUCAAGCUCAACAACGGCCUUGACAUGCCCCAGGUGGGCUUCGGUCUCUGGAAGGUUCCCAACGACGUUUGCGCCGAGGUGGUCUACAACGCCAUCAAGGUCGGCUACCGCCUGUUCGACGGUGCUGCCGACUACGGCAACGAGGUCGAGUGCGGCCAGGGCAUUGCCCGCGCCAUCAAGGAAGGCCUCGUCAAGCGUGAGGACCUCUUCAUCGUCUCCAAGCUAUGGAACACCUUCCACGACGGCGACCGGGUAGAGCCGAUCGUCAAGAAGCAGCUCGCCGACUGGGGCAUUGACUACUUCGACCUCUACCUCAUCCACUUCCCCGUCGCGCUCGAGUACGUCGACCCCUCGGUCCGCUACCCGCCCGGUUGGCACUACGAUGGCAAGAGCGAGAUCCGCCCCAGCAAGGCCAGCAUCCAAGAGACGUGGACCGCCAUGGAGUCUCUCGUCGACAAGGGCCUCGCCAAGAGCAUCGGCAUCUCCAACUUCCAGGCUCAGCUGAUCUACGACCUGCUGCGGUAUGCCAGGAUCCGCCCGGCCACCCUCCAGAUCGAGCACCACCCCUACCUCGUCCAGCCGGAGCUGCUCAAGCUCGCCAAGAAGGAGGGUAUCGCAGUCACGGCCUACAGCUCCUUCGGGCCCGCCAGCUUCCAGGAGUUCAACAUGGAGCACGCCACCAAGCUCACUCCCCUCCUGGAGGACGAGACCAUUAAGAAGAUUGCUUCCAAGUACGAGCGCGAGCCUUCGCAGGUCCUGCUUCGGUGGGCUACCCAGCGCGGCCUCGCCAUCAUCCCCAAGAGCAACAGCCCGUCGAGGAUGAAGGCCAACUUCGAGAGCGUCAACUUCGACCUCUCUGAGGAGGAUAUUGCCACCAUCUCUGCCAUGGACCGCAACAUCCGCUUCAACCAGCCGUCGAACUACUUCCCCACUGAGAUGCUCUGGAUCUUUGGCUAA